This is a messenger RNA of Anopheles stephensi (Asian malaria mosquito), 2066 nucleotides long. RefSeq names its product cytochrome P450 4C1-like. The transcript has 8 exons. The record is from RefSeq and is a predicted model, not a curated record. Gene Ontology annotation, molecular function: heme binding; oxidoreductase activity, acting on paired donors, with incorporation or reduction of molecular oxygen; monooxygenase activity. NCBI's taxonomy places the organism in Eukaryota, Metazoa, Arthropoda, Insecta, Diptera, Culicidae. Bases 408 to 1949 code for a protein of 513 amino acids.
AGAAGCGGCCUAGACACGGUGAGUGACGGAUACUCGCGUUUGUUUUCUUACGCUAAGCUCUGGUGCUUGCUACAAAUUCGCCGCUAUUUAGCACCGGCAACGGUUUAAUCUUGAACCAGUAGAUCAUUCGCUUCGCGAUCGACUGCAACGUUCCUGAGGGAGCUUCUGUUGCAAAAAAAAUCGUCAUCAGUUCAAGUGCAACAGUUUAACAGUUUUGUUAAGAAAAAGCCUCAAAAACAGGUUUUCAAGAUCGGUCUGGUGGCAGCUGGCGCAACCUCACUGACCUGCGUUGCUGCGGUGAUGCUAAAGCUACCGACGAACGGUGGCGGAUAAUUAGGUCAUUAUUACACGUCGCGGAACCUGUUUGCGUGCUGUGUGCUUUGGUGCGUGCGUGGUCAUUCCUCAUCAUGUCGGAGCUCAGCACGAUCUUCCACGGAGUGCUGGUGUUUGUUUUGUUUGCGGUGUACCUACAGUGGUUGAUGAAGCGAUGGCAGUUGAGCCAAAUUUUCGAGAAAAUACCGGGCCCAAAGGCGUACCCGAUAGUGGGCACGAUGUACUCGUUUUUCGGCAAAAAGCGACAUGAGAUCUUCUAUCUGCUGGACGAGCGGACUCGUACCUAUCCGAACAUCCAUCGCGUGUGGACGGGCUUGACCCCGGAGGUGCGCAUCAGCAAACCGGAAUUCGUCGAACAGGUGAUCGGCUCCAGCAAACACAUCGAAAAGGCCACCAUGUAUCGCUUCCUGCACGAUUGGCUCGGCAAUGGUCUGCUCACCUCCAAAGGUGAACGUUGGCAUCAGCACCGUAAGCUCAUCACACCGACCUUCCACUUUAACAUCCUGGACGGAUUCUGUGACGUGUUUGCGGAGAACAGCCAGGAGCUGGUGGAACACCUGCAGCCGUACGCCGACACGGGCAAACCGGUCAACAUGUAUCCGUUUAUCACGAAGGCGGCUCUGGACAUCAUUUGCGAAACCGCCAUGGGAGUAAAGGUAAAUGCUCAGAGCGAAGGUGAGGAGAACGAUUACGUCAAGGCGGUCUGCGAACUAAGCAGACUGUUUGUUGAGCGUAUGGUACGUCCCUGGCUGCACUUGGACUUUAUAUGGCUCCGGUCUCGUUUUGCCGCCCGUUACACGAACGCACUCGAGACUGUUCAUACUUAUUCGCGUGAGGUGAUUCGAGAUCGAAAAGCAGCACUAGAGGCAUCGCAGAAGAGCACCAAUCCCGAAUCGAACAAUGGGGAAACGUUUGGUGUCAAGAAACGGAUGGCGUUCCUUGAUCUCCUGCUGCAAGGCAACCAGGCACACAAUAUUAUGACUGACGAGGACGUCCGAGAGGAGGUGGACACAUUCAUGUUUGAGGGACACGACACAACGACAGCUGGCAUCAGCUGGGUGUUGUUUCUGCUGGCCCUCCAUCCGGACGUUCAGGAGCGGGUGUGCGAGGAAAUUGAGUCGAUUUUUCCACCCGGUGACAACCGGCCGGCCACGAUGCAGGACCUGAACGAGCUGAAGCUGCUGGAACGGUGCAUCAAGGAGGCACUGCGGCUCUAUCCGUCCGUGUCCUUUUUCGGUCGAACGCUCAGCGAGGACAUCCAGCUCGGAGGUUACCAUGUGCCGGCCCAAACCAUCGUGGGAAUUCAUGCGUACCAUGUGCAUCGGGAUGAAAGGUACUACCCGGACCCGGAGAAAUUCGACCCGGACCGUUUUCUGCCGGAAAAUACCGAAAACCGUCACCCGUACGCGUACAUCCCGUUCAGCGCGGGGCCAAGAAACUGUAUCGGACAAAAGUUUGCGCUGCUCGAGGAGAAAAGCAUCGUGUCGUCCAUACUGCGCCGUUUCCGGUUGCGUUCGGUGCGUACGCGUGAGGAGCAGAAGAUUAUGCAUGAGCUGAUCACGCGCCCGAUGGACGGUGUCCUGUUGUACCUGGAAUCGCGGAAGACGGUGGUGUAGGGGAAAGAGCGAGCGAUCGAACGAGAGUUUUAAUUAAAUGAUAAGUUUUGUACGGUGCAAAAAUGUUUGUGGUCAGGGUCGAACUUGUAACAGAACAUAAAAGGGACACAAGCACAA